CACGGGUCAACCUCCCGAUCGAGUUUAAUAACGGCGGCGUGGUACCUGUAUGUAGCUACAAAAGUGUCGUAGUUCGGGAAAUUUAAUUUAGAUCUCCAAGGACACAGCGUCGGCUGAGGGAAAACAACAAUGGAGUUUUUAGGGAUUGAUUUCAGCUGCGCAUUUGGAUCUCUUCGCCACGGUAACUUCCCUGACAAGGACUGUUUGCUUCCUCUCAUCUCCAAACUCCUCGGCUAUUGUAUCGUCGCCGCCUCCACCACCGUCAAGGUCCCUCAGAUAAUGAAAAUUUUGAGGCAUAGAAGUGUUAGAGGGCUUAGUGUUGUUGCCUUUGAGCUAGAAACCAUAGGUUAUACUAUAGCUCUUGCAUACUGUCUCCACAAAGGCCUUCCCUUUUCGGCUUACGGGGAAUUGGCGUUCCUUUUGAUCCAAGCUAUAGUUUUAGUUGCUACUAUCUACUACUUUUCACAACCUGUGCCUACUGUGACAUGGAUCAGGCCAUUACUAUAUUGUGCUGUAGCACCAACUAUUUUAGCUGGUCAAAUUGAUCCUGUUCUGUUUGAAGCUCUCUAUGCAUCCCAGCAUGCAAUCUUUCUCUUUGCUAGGAUUCCACAGAUAUGGAAAAAUUUGUCUAACAAAAGCACUGGAGAGCUCAGCUUCUUAACCUGUUUUAUGAAUUUUGCUGGUUCGAUGGUGAGAGUUUUUACUAGUGUGCAGGAAAAAGCACCAAGUAGUGUUGUUUUGGGCUCCACCAUUGGUGUUAUCACCAAUGGUACAAUUUUCAGUCAGAUUCUUUUAUACCAAAAGCAGGAAGCCAAAAAAGAGAAGAAAGAUAAGUGAAAGGAGACCAGGUCACAGUUGGCUUUGCUUCAAUUAAAGGUUCAACAAUGACUGCAAGACUGCAAGUUGGCUAGUAUUUCAAGGCCUUGAAUGUUUCAGCAUUUCAAGUUGAGUAUCAUCUUUCCUUGAGAUGAUAGGGUUACAAAAGUAGUGAAUUCACGUUUGUUUUAGUGUCGUGUGGGGGGCCAGCAUGUUCCAGUCAUGGAUGCAUAAGCAAGAGGUGACUCUUAAUUUAUCAAGGGUCUUCAAGAGCUUGUAGUUUCCUUAUGAUAUGUCUCGUAGUCUAUUUUUCUAUUUGGGAAAAAUUACUACAACUUUAACAUUUAGAUUUGUUCUGUUCUUUAAGAAUACAUUUUACUCUGAUUUAUUAAAAUUAUAAUAUUUUAGCA
Hevea brasiliensis (rubber tree) is the source of this 1226-nucleotide messenger RNA. Its product is annotated as mannose-P-dolichol utilization defect 1 protein homolog 2. The record is from RefSeq and is a predicted model, not a curated record. Lineage: Eukaryota; Viridiplantae; Streptophyta; Magnoliopsida; Malpighiales; Euphorbiaceae. The coding region runs from base 130 to 837 and encodes 235 amino acids. The transcript has 8 exons.